Messenger RNA from Cryptomeria japonica (Japanese cedar), 2786 nucleotides. Its product is annotated as E3 ubiquitin-protein ligase DA2L. The transcript has 8 exons. NCBI's taxonomy places the organism in Eukaryota, Viridiplantae, Streptophyta, Pinopsida, Cupressales, Cupressaceae. The record is from RefSeq and is a predicted model, not a curated record. Gene Ontology annotation, cellular component: cytoplasm. The coding region runs from base 589 to 2115 and encodes 508 amino acids.
UACCUUCGCUUUAUUUUUUCGGUUUGUGUUUUUUGGUUGGUAUAUUUUUCGCCUUUAGAAUGUAUGCAUAGAAAUGCUGAAUAAUUGGGAUUCCGUAUUUCUCGAGGCGUCGACUGCAAUAAUAAGGAGGGAUCGCGAUAAGUCUGUCGAUCGGUCGCCGAUUGAGUUAGGGAUUGACGAGCGCUUUGCAGUGAGACUAAAUUUGUCUGAUUUGGCUGAAAAUUUUGUUAAAUUUGAGCCGAAGACCUACUAUUUUUGGUUCAUUCAUUGCCCUGAUUAUCGGCUCCAGGGAACCUUUUUGUUUAUUGCAAAUUUGUCCGAUUUGGCGGUUAAUUGUGCGAAAUUUAAUCCAAAAACGUGAUAUUUACCCGAGGUUUGAAUUUGGGGUUUGAUGGGAAGAAAUUCGGCGCGUUUCAACGGUUUGAACUCUAUGUGUUUGGAUUUUUACGGAUAUCGGACAGGUUUUGAUUCUGUUGCGGUGGUUUUCGAGGUCAUGGAAGAAUUGAAAAGUGCUGCCAGGGUUUGUGACGUGAAUUUUAGGGUUUAGUUGGAAGUGAAGUGAAGCGGAGCGUGAAGUUUGAAGGAAAUAUGGGGAAUAAAUUUACUCGGCGUAGACAUGUCGUGGACGAGCGGUUUACGAGGCCGCAGGGUUUGUAUCAACACAGGGAUGUUGAUCAGAAGAAGUUGAGAAAGCUUAUUCUUGAUGGUAAGUUGGCUCCCUGUUAUCCUGGAGGUGAAGAGCACAUCGGUGAUCUUGAUGAGUGUCCAAUUUGUUUCCUGUACUAUCCAAGCCUUAACAGAUCAAGAUGCUGUAUGAAAGGAAUUUGUACAGAAUGUUUCUUGCAGAUGAAAUCUCCCCAUUCUGCUCGCCCUACGCAAUGUCCCUUUUGCAAAACUUCAAACUAUGCUGUGGAGUAUCGAGGUUGUAAAACACAGGAAGAAAAAGGCAUUGAACAAGCUGAAGAGCAGAAGGUGAUUGAGGCAAAAAUAAGGAUGCAGCAAGAAGAACUUCAAGCUGAGAAAGAGAGAGUUCAGAGAAGACAAGAGCCUAUACAUGGUGAGCAGAUGAUGUCACCUGAAGAAAUAGAGCGACUAGACCUUACUAAUCCAAAUGCAAUGUCAGAUGAAGAUGUAAAUAGUGUCUGUGGUACUCAUGGUUCCUCAUCAGAGCCAAAUGAGGUUCAUGCUACUCAAAGUUCAUCUGGUGUUGCUGUUGCAAGGCCACAAGACUUACAACCCUUGCAGGGCAGACAAAACAGGGGAGAGGAUGGUUUUGACCUGGACCUAGAGGACAUAAUGAUUAUGGAAGCAAUAUGGCUCUCUCUCCAGGAGCAUGGUUCCCACAGAAUCCCUGGACCUUGUAUAUCUGGGUUUGAAAGCACUAUUCCUAGAAGACUUAGUGAAGCCCCUGGACUGGUAGAGAGUCGUGGCUCUACCAUUUCAAACACUGUAUUGGGCGAUUCAAGAGAGGCGACUCCAAACAGCUCUGUAACAGGGGGACUUGCUUGUGCAAUUGCUGCACUUGCUGAAAGACAAAUAUUAAAUGUCGACUCAAUGGCUGUAAGGCAAAGAUCAGAAAGUCAACGAAUUGAUGGAGACGUCACUGAAAGUGGCAUGAUAGAGAGUCAGGAUGUUUCACAAGACAGUACAUCUGGUCAACAAGAUUUAUCACCAUCCAAUAUUUGUGAACAAGCAUGUGACCACCUAGAAACAGAUGAGCAUGAACAGCAGGCAUUCCCUGAAGAACCUGUCAAUAAUAGUGAACUAGAGGAUGAGAGAGAACCAGAGGCUCAUGCUUCAGAGAAUUGGAUAGAAGUUUCCCCAGAAAGUGGACGUGCACUUUCACAAUGUUUAAGGGAAGGAAGCCGAAGCUCAGUGUCAGACUGGAUGUUUGAUCACAGCUCUGAAGUUGUUGAAGUUGGGACUAGUUUUUCUAGUAGUAUUCCAUCUGCUUCAGAUUUACCUUGGGAAGCCCCUGAUGUUCCUCAAAAUGCUGAUGUUUCUGCUGAUCCACCUUCCCUCAGUGCACAGCCUUAUGUGGUCCCAGAAAGUUACGAGGAACAGAUGAUGCUAGCGUUGGCUAUUUCGCUUGCUGAGGCUCAAGCACGGUCAUAAAUUUGUAGAAGCUUCUAUUAUGACCACCUGCAUGCAUGUAGGAGUGUGAGAUGCCAACAAUGUCUUUCAAUCACAUCUAUCAGUUCCAGUUUGCUAGCAUUUUCUACGUCCUGUGGCAGCCACUGACUUGUCACUGACAGGACAGUUGCAUUAGACUGCCUUGUCAAUGACAAGCCAGUGUGGAAUUGUUUUGCGAGAAUGGUUUUGUCCAUGCGUUCUGAAGUUUUCAUAAAAGCUGCGCUUCUGGGAUCAACGAAUCAGGAACAAAAUUGUAAAGUAAGGCUGUAUGUAAAAGAUCUACAAGACAGACUAUAACUGGCUGGAGCAUGUGUUGUAGAUACUUGUGGUAAUCCUUGCAUGAAUAUGUCUUGUACCUUGACUGUUGUGUUGUCUACAACAACUGCAUGGAGAAUUUGAUAAAUUUCCUUUGCAGAUUCUUGUGGUUAAAAUAGUGUAAAUGGAGUCUUUGGCCUCUUAAGUUUUUUGAUUUGCAUGAAUUAUGAGUGGUCCCUGUUCAGAAUUUAGAAGCUUGCAUAAUGGAGCAAGUAUUUUGUAAAGAUUUUUUUUCUGGCUGAGUUGCAUCCACCAGUGUGGAUGGUGUUACCUAUUUUUCAAGGCCAUGUAAUUGAUCUUGAUAAUUGGCAAGGUUCAUGCAAAUAUUUAUUGCAGCA